UUCAAUUUUUAAUGCCAUUGGCAAAAAAAUUUAUUCAACCCAAAUGCUGCUUUUGCAUAUCCCUGACAUCUGGAUGCAUUAUAGUAUCGUUUUAUACUUUAUUUUUUGGAUUCCUCAAUGCAGGGAUCUUGGUUGAUGAUGUCCUCUAUAAGAAAACCGGAAAGACGGAUCCAUGGACGAAGUGGUUUAAUAUAUGUCACGUGGCCCUCAAUAUUCUGUCUGCUGUUAUACUUCUGUUAUCAAUUGUGACGAAAUAUGUUUAUUUUGUAUUUGUUUGGAUGGCAAUGUUCAUUUUACACAUGAUCGCAUACUACAUAGCGUUCCAUGCUAUAGUAAAUGUCCGCAUGCCCUUUUUUAAUUCCCCAGUUACUGGAUCCAUAUAUGUCCUUUUCAUGUGCCUUACACUUGCCAUUGAUAUAUUCUGCGUUUACACGGUAUACUGUUAUUAUUUUGUUACGACACAUCCGAAGGAUUUUCGACCGCCCUGUGCUGAUAAUAAGUGAGAAUAAAAGAACA
Messenger RNA from Drosophila bipectinata, 516 nucleotides. RefSeq lists its product as uncharacterized. Lineage: Eukaryota; Metazoa; Arthropoda; Insecta; Diptera; Drosophilidae. The record is from RefSeq and is a predicted model, not a curated record.